This is a messenger RNA of Acanthochromis polyacanthus (spiny chromis), 2085 nucleotides long. RefSeq names its product claudin e (gene cldne). The record is from RefSeq and is a predicted model, not a curated record. Gene Ontology annotation, biological process: cell adhesion; bicellular tight junction assembly. Bases 627 to 1778 code for a protein of 383 amino acids. The transcript is spliced from 2 exons. Gene Ontology annotation, cellular component: bicellular tight junction; plasma membrane. NCBI's taxonomy places the organism in Eukaryota, Metazoa, Chordata, Actinopteri, Pomacentridae. Gene Ontology annotation, molecular function: structural molecule activity.
UUUUAUUAUGUGUUGAUUACUUCACUGUAAAUCAUAAAGAGUUUACUUAAAUCUCUUGAGUGUUUCUGUUGGGAUACGCUCUACUGUAAAAAUUGAUUGGCACCAGUUUAAUAGUUUCAUUCUGUCUGACAAAAACAUAAAAUUAAAUCCAACAAUAGUUUGAUAAAUUAGUGAGAGAAGCUAAGCAGAACCACCAAGGAAACUGACCAUAAAUGGACACUGCAUUUGACAUCCGGUGAAACUCCCAUCCACGUGUUUUUUUUUCAAACCUGAAACCAAUGACUGGAUCUGAUUCUCCAGUAGCUUACCCAAUCAACAUUUGGUCACUGGCAGAGCAUUGUUUGAAUGAAGAAUGUGGGUCGUCUUUACAGUCUUCAUUUACAUAGAGAGGAUGGACGUUCAUCUCAUCGAAACUGCACCUCGUCCUCAUACAUAUAAUGUCAAGAAUCUGGUCAGGCAGGUAAAUCACCCAGUGCACUGGUUUCAGGUCAGACAGAAGGAGGUUCUGACUCCUCCUUCAAGAAAGACAUCCUUAUAACUGACGUGUUUAUCCGACAACAACCAAAGCUGACCUGCCUCUGAAAGCUUCAAAUCCUCUGCUUCGAUCAACUCCAACUACCUACAUCAUGGUGUCACUGGGACGACAGAUGCUGGGCUUUGUCCUGGCCAUCAUCGGCUUCUUGGGGACCAUCAUUGUUUGCGCCCUGCCAAUGUGGAAAGUCACGGCCUUCAUUGGAGCCAACAUUGUGACGGCGCAGGUCAUCUGGGAAGGCUUGUGGAUGAACUGUGUGAUGCAGAGCACAGGCCAGAUGCAGUGCAAGAUCUACGACUCUCUGCUGGCCCUGCCUCAGGACCUUCAGGCUGCCAGAGCUCUUGUGGUCAUCGCCAUCAUCGUCGCUGCCUUUGGGGUCAUCCUGGGCAUUGCUGGAGGAAAGUGCACCAACUUCGUGGAGGACACACGAGCCAAAGCCAGAGUGGCCAUCGCUGCUGGGAUUGUCUUCAUCUGCGCUGGUGUUCUUGUUCUCAUCCCCGUGUGCUGGUCUGCCAACACCAUCAUCAGGGAUUUCUACAACCCCAUCCUGACCAACCCCCAGAGGAGAGAGCUGGGCACGAUGGCUUCCAUGGGAAUGCAGAUGGCCGGCUGCACCCUGGCCCUUUUUGGCUGGAUUGGGGUGCUCAUUGUCUGCGCUACACCCACAUGGCGGGUCACGGCCUUCAUCGGAAACAACAUAGUGACAUCGCAGACCGUGUGGGAGGGCAUCUGGAUGAGCUGCGUGGUUCAGAGUACGGGCCAGAUGCAGUGUAAGGUGUACGACUCCAUGUUGGCUUUGACCACUGACCUCCAGGGGGCUCGUGCUCUGGUGGUGGUUUCCAUUAUCACAGGCAUCGCAGGGCUCCUCAUCGCCUUCGCAGGGGGAAAGUGCACCAACUUCAUUCCAGAGGAGAGGGCCAAGGCGAGGGCCUCCAUUGCAGCAGGGGUGAUAUUGAUCAUCAGUGGAUUUCUCUGCCUCAUCCCUGUUUCCUGGACUGCCAGCAUCAUCAUAAGGAACUUCUACAACCCCGUGUUAAUAGACGCCCAGAAAAGAGAGCUGGGGGCUUCUCUUUACAUCGGCUGGGGGGCCGGGGGACUGCUGCUCUUGGGAGGGGGUCUUAUGUGCGCCAGCUGCCCACCGAAAGAAGAUAAUGCCCCUUCUGUGAAAUAUCUCAUCAACAAACCUGUAGAGAACAGCAGAGUGGACUCAUUCCGAUCUUCCACACCAACAAAAACCUAUAUUUGAGUUUUCCAAAGGGACUAAUUUGCCUCUGGCUGAUGACUGUCUAUCUUUCAGCAUUUAUUGAGCUGCUGUGUAGCAUCAAGGAAAAGGACUUGCACACAGUAAACCUACAAUGAAGGAAAUCUGCACUUUGUACCUUAAGAUUUGUACUCUGAAUGAAGCUCUGUGUCUGAGAUCGCUUUACUCUUGUUCAUGAACAUGUAUAUGGGGAUAGUUUAAAUUAUAGAAGCUCUUAUAUUUGUGGUAGAGUGGCUGUUUUAGUCUAUCUUUUUGUCAUUUUAUAGUUGUGAUUUCAUUUUUUUUCACAAUA